Messenger RNA from Prionailurus viverrinus (fishing cat), 1048 nucleotides. It is a transcript of the gene CLTA, whose product is annotated as clathrin light chain A. Gene Ontology annotation, biological process: clathrin coat assembly; intracellular protein transport; clathrin-dependent endocytosis. The transcript has 5 exons. The coding region runs from base 131 to 787 and encodes 218 amino acids. Gene Ontology annotation, molecular function: clathrin heavy chain binding; structural molecule activity. The record is from RefSeq and is a predicted model, not a curated record. Gene Ontology annotation, cellular component: plasma membrane; clathrin coat of trans-Golgi network vesicle; postsynaptic endocytic zone cytoplasmic component. NCBI's taxonomy places the organism in Eukaryota, Metazoa, Chordata, Mammalia, Carnivora, Felidae.
CUUCCGCCUUCUCCCUCCCGCUUGUCGUCGGAUCGCGGUCGCCGCCACAGCUGCCGCUGCGGGGCGCGGUGUCGGUGGGGCGGUUGGCUUGUCUUUCAACGUUGGUGUCCGUGCCGUUGAACUGCCCGCCAUGGCUGAACUAGAUCCGUUCGGCACCCCCGCCGGCGCCCCGGGCGGCCCCGCGCUGGGGAACGGGGUGGCCGGUGCCGGCGAAGAAGACCCGGCCGCGGCCUUCUUGGCGCAGCAGGAGAGCGAGAUUGCGGGCAUCGAGAACGACGAGGCCUUCGCCAUCCUGGACGGCGGUGCCCCCGGGCCCCAGCCGCACGGCGAGCCGCCGGGGGGUCCGGAUGCUGUUGAUGGAGUGAUGAAUGGCGAAUACUACCAGGAGAGUAAUGGUCCAACAGACAGUUAUGCAGCUAUUUCACAAGUGGAUCGCUUGCAGUCAGAGCCUGAAAGUAUCCGUAAGUGGAGAGAAGAGCAAACGGAACGCUUGGAAGCCCUUGAUGCCAAUUCUCGGAAGCAAGAAGCAGAGUGGAAAGAAAAAGCAAUAAAGGAGCUAGAAGAGUGGUAUGCGAGGCAGGACGAGCAGCUACAGAAAACAAAAGCAAAUAACAGGGCAGCAGAAGAAGCCUUUGUAAACGACAUAGACGAGUCGUCCCCAGGCACUGAGUGGGAACGGGUGGCCCGGCUGUGUGACUUUAACCCCAAGUCCAGCAAGCAGGCCAAAGACGUCUCCCGCAUGCGCUCUGUCCUCAUCUCCCUCAAGCAGGCCCCCCUGGUGCACUGAAGAGCCACCCUGUGGAAACACUACAUCUGCAAUAUCUUAAUCCUACUCAGUGAAGCUGUUCACAGUAAUUGGAUUAAUUAUGUUGAGUUCUUUUGGACCAAACCUUUUUGUCUUUAGAGUUGAUCAUUGUUUGUGAUUGCAUGUUUCCCUCAACUGUGUUCUCCCUGGCAUUCAGAGAGGAGGGGGAGGAAGCCUCCCAAAGGUAGCCUCAACCUCUUCUUUUGUGCAUUAUUCUGAGAAUAAAUUUGUUUCAGAAACAAC